AAGGACUUCGUCGUCGACGUGGCCCGCCUCGCGGAGAGCGCGGCCCCCGUGGCGUUCUCGCCGAAGGCGCGCUCUGCGGAGGCGGGCGCGGCGGGCGCGGCUGCUGGCCUCCGGGUGGCGGAGCGCCCAGCGGCUUGGCCCGCGCUGGAGGCCGCCAAGGCGGCGCUCGCGGAGGCCGCCAAGGGCGCGCCCGCCAAGAAGAAGAUUGUGCGGAGAACCAAGCCUUCCUCUGGCGAGGCGGCGAAGGCGCCCGACGCCGCCGCCGAGGGCGCCUUCGACGUCGAGGGCGACCUCGGAUCGCUGAAGUGGCAGACCGUGCGCAGCGCCCAGUCCGUGGACGUGUUCCUCGAGGCCUCCCUGUUGCUCCCCGCCGACGCCGACCUGCUCUUGCACUGGGGCUGCAUCGGCGCCGUGGGCGGCGAGUGGGCCGAGCCGGCGUCCAAGCCAGCGGGCACCACGCCCGUCGGCGACGGCAAGGCUUCCCGCUCGCCCUUCGAGGGCCAGGCGCGGUUGGCGCUGUCCUUCCCCCUGGACUCCGCCCCCGGAGGCCUCGCCUUCGUGCUCUACGCGACGGCCGGCGGGGCCGAGCAGUGGCUGAAGACCUCUGGCGGCGGCGACUUCUGCGUCCCGGUCGCCGGCCUCGAGCAGGCGGCGGAGGGCGGCACCGAGGACCUCCGAGGAGGGAAAGAUACCCCAUCUCGGUGCGGAUCCAGCCGCGGCCACGAGAGCGCCCCAGGACGAUGUCAGACGCCUCCGUGGAGCGAGCCUCGAGCCUCGAGCGUCGAACCUCGAGCCCGAAGCCGCCGCGACCUCGCGCCAGGACAUGGCCCACGCGCAGGAGGCCCUCGGCGGCGCCCUGGCGGCCAAGACGGCCUCGGCGGUUGGGCGCGCGCAGCGGGUGCUCCUGCGGCUCUGCGCGCCCGCCGUGCCGCGGGGGAACUCGGGAGGCGGGGAUGCGAUCCGCCACGGCAUCCUGAACAUCAUGCGCACCCACGGGAUCAAGGAGGGCCACCGGCCGGGCAUCGAUUGCCAGUUCAUCGGGCAGUGGCACCAGAAGCUUCACACGAACUCAGCGCCGGACGAUAUCAUCAUCUGCGAGGGCUACUUGCGCUUCCUAGGCUCGGGCAACCCCGAGGACAUGUUCGGGCACCUGCACAACUGCGGCAUCACGCGCGAGGACCUCGGGAAGAUGUGCACGAUGGGCUUCGUAGACCACACCAAGUCUGGCCGGAAGGGCCUGAACGUGAACCCUCUGCACUUGCCCCAGCUCACGCACGACAUGAACGGCUACCUGAACCUCCUGAAGCACGUCCACGGGGGCACCGACCUGUUCUCGUUGUGCGAGGCGUGCAAGGGGCAGUACCCCGACCAUGGCGCGGAGUGCAUGGCCUUCGAGAUCUUCCACGCCAGGGACGACCCCUUCACCAUGGGCAAGAUCGUGGAGCUGAGGCGCCGGCUCGAGCACAGCCUGGGGAAGAGGGACGUGCUCAUGCUGGACGUCGCGAUGGAGGAGCAGCAGCGGUCCCUGGCCGAGCGGACGAGGCUGGCCGACCUGGGCCGGGACCCGCUGCUGGACUACCUGAAGGUGCUGCUGCAGGGGCUCGCGCUCUCACGCCGGGAACCCUCGCUCGACCACGGCGUCGCCCUCUUCGAGAGGCUGGCCCGCGACGGCGAGAAAUGGGGCGCCGAGUGGUGCAAGCUUAUGCACGCGGCCUGCGACCGCCUGUCGCUCGUCGUUACCUCCACCAUCGACGAGGUGGUCUCCCUCCUCCAGGGUUGCGCGGACAAGCUGCGGGAGGCCGGGGCGAAGAGCGGCGCCGUGUUCGCACCGGACGAGAAGGUGCUGGAGGCGUUCGGGGAGGAGACGGGCCGCUGCCUCACGGAGCGGGUCGUGGCGCAGGCGCUGAAGUGCCUGAUGCCGCAGCUUCGGAGGGGCGCCGGCCUGGGGCCCUGGGAGGUGGUCAGCCAGGGCGGCGGCGGCGGCGCCGUGGGCAAGGUCGCGGUGAUGGCCGCGCUGCCGGCUGCCGUGGAGCCGGCCGAGGCCCCGAUGGUUGCCGUGGUGGAGACGAUGACGGGGUGGGAGGACAUCCCCGCCGGCAUCGUCGCCCUGCUCCUGCCCGCGUCCCAGGCGGUGGACACCCUGUCGCACGUGGCCAUCCGCGCCAGGAACCAGCGGGUGCUCCUGGCCAGCUGCGACGACGACGCGCAGCUGGAGGCGCUGCGCGCCGCCAAGGGCAGCAGGCUGCGGGUGGAGGUGAGCACCCAGGGCGUGGAGUGGCGCACGGCCACGGAGAAGGAUCAGGGCGGCAAGGCGGCCCAGCAGGCGCAGGCGCCAGUGCAAGUGAAGGUUGCGAAGCCGCCGCCGCCGCCCGCCGCGGUCUUGCCGUCGAAGAAGUUCAUAGAGCACAGGAAGUGCCUCGGCGGCAAGAGCCUGCACCUCGCGGAGCUGGCUCCCAAGGACGGCGCGUACCAGGUGCCGCAGUCGGUCACCGUCCCCUUCGGGAUGUUCGAGAAGGCCCUGGCGGCGGACGAGAACGCGGACGUCCGCGAGGAGCUGCAGGAGCUCUGCGAGGAGGGGGACUGGGCCGCCGCGCGCGAGUGCAUCGUGAGCUACCUGGCCGUGCCCGCAGAGGUCGAGCAGGGCCUCGCCGCCGAGCUCCGCGCGGCGGGCGCGCCCGCGCUCCCGAGCAGCGCCGACGCGUGGGGGCGCGCGCUGAAGGGCGUGUGGGCCUCGAAGUGGUCGGAGCGGGCCGUGUCGAGCCGGCGCCAGAUGCAGAUCCCCGACAGCGCCCUCUUCCUGGCAGUGCUUUGCCAGCCGCUGUUCCCCUCCGCCUACGCCUUCGUGAUCCACACCAGGUCCCCCCUGCCCGGCGCCAAGGCCGACGAGCAGCUGAUUGAGCUGUGCGUGGGCCUCGGCGAGUCUCUGGUCAGCAACUCCCCCGGGCGAGCGCUCUCGGCUUCUGUCGGGCCGUCUGGGACCCCUGUGGUGGUACACACGUACCCAUCCAGGAGCCCGACGGCGUCUUUGCACCAGAGGGCGGCUCCCACAUUUUUCGCUCGGACUCGAACGGGGAGGACCUGGAAGGCUUUGCCGGCGCGGGCCUGUACGACUCCAUCACCGUGGUGGGCUGCACGCACCAGCCCGUCAACUACGCCGAGGAGCCCCUGCUGUUCGACAGCGGCAAGCGGGAGGCCCUGCUCCGCAGGCUCCGGAAGGGGGG
Messenger RNA from Prorocentrum cordatum, 3221 nucleotides. The record is from the annotation of a GenBank genome assembly. Lineage: Eukaryota; Dinophyceae; Prorocentrales; Prorocentraceae.